AUUGUCUUUAGCCUAAUGUUAAAUUAGACAAACAGAUUAUCAAAGCAUCAUUCGCAGCAACUCAAAGUAACGUCGGGGGGUUUCUAUCAAAUUUGCAGCAACUGUGGAAAGUGGCACAAAUUGUUCGGUGUGUCCUCUUCCACAGGAUGGCACAUUGGUUUCACAGAAACCCACUGAAGGCAACAGCUCCGGUGUCGUUUAAUUUUUAUGGAGUUGCAGGGAGCCCCGCUGCCAACAAGAUUUGCAAUGAUCUAAGGACGACCAGGGCGAGACUGUUGGAUAUGUUUACUGAUGUUACCUGCAAUCCUGAGAUCAUGAAAAGUGCCACAGAUGCAUACUUCUCCCUUUUGCAAGGCUUUAUCAUAUCCUUGGAUGGAACUACACAGGAGAACAAGAUGAGGUUCAUCCAGAACUUCAAGUGGACCGAUACUUUACAAGGAAACAUACCAAGUGCCCAGCAGGAUGCAAUCUUUGAACUGGCCUCGAUGGCUUUCAAUGUAGCCAUCUGGUACACCAAGUUUGCCUCGAGACUAGCUGGGAAAGAAAACAUAACAGAGCCUGAAGCUAAAGAUGUUCACCGGAGCCUGAAGGUUGCUGCUGGAAUAUUCAUAAACCUCAAGGCAGUGCACAUUCCUCGCCUCAUCACCCCGGCUGAAAAAGGCAGAGACUUGGAGCCCAGAGUGAUUGAUACAUACAUCAUCCAGUGCCAGGCAGAAGCACAGGAAGUGACGAUUGCCAGAGCGAUUGAACUGAAGCACAAUGCCACACUCGUAGCAGCCCUGGCAUUCGAAACAGCAAACUUCUAUCAAAAGGCUGACCACACACUGAACACCUUGGAGCCAGAGUGCAGCAGCAAGUGGAGGAAGUAUCUUCAGCUGAAGCUGCACUUUUACAUGGCUUAUGCAUACUGCUAUCAUGGGCAGACACUGCUGGCAGGGGACAAGUGUGGUGAGGCUAUAAGAUCUCUCCAGGAAGCAGAAAAGUGUUACUCCCGUGCCGAGGCGUUGUGUAAAGAGUACCGUCAGACCAAAGGCCCGGGCACCACAGCCAAACCAUCAGAGCAGCUGUUCUUUCUCAAACUGGGCGGCCUCAUUAAAAACACACUGGAGAGGUGCCAGAGAGAAAAUGGCUUCAUAUACUUCCAUAAGGUCCCAGCUGAGGCACCCCAGCUGGAGUUGAAGGCGAGCUACGGCCUGGCUGAGCCAGUCCCCUUCGAGCUGCCACCUCUUAGCGAGCAGUGCACCGCUGAAGUCUAUACCACCUUUGACCUGACCAAGGGAGCCAAAAAUGACAAGGCCAAACCCAAGGAGGAAGAGGUGAGACCAAUGAAGGAGCCAGAUCUGAAGCCUCAGAAGGACACAGGCUGUAUCAUAUCCUAAACUUUCCACAGAUUCUACUUUCAGCCUCAUACUUCAGCACCAUCGUUGUAAAGAGCAUUUAUAUUUUUUUCCCAUGUAAAUCUCCAUAGGAAAAAUUCAUUAAAAAAAAAAAAAAUUAUCCAUGUUUUACAUUUACAUUUAUGCUGAAAUGUGUAUUGUAUUUAGGUAUGACUGCCAUUAUCACUGCAUAAAAUCCAGAGCCAGUUAAACAUUAUAGUAUGUGGCCACAUCCUCAGAACAGCUCAUAUGUGACAUUUAUCGCAGAGUUAACUAGUAAAACACACUGGAAGGAAGACCUAAGCGUCGCUUAAGUGCUACUGAAGUGUGAUUCCAUUCAAUCCACACUGAAAGUGAGACAUGAAUGGCUUGUUCUGAGUGUUUAAGUUGUCAGAUCAGCUCUCUGUCGGACAGCAGUGGGGCAAAGAAUCUAAUCCGGACUGACCAACAACACGUGUACUGGAAAAAUAGUUUAUCAAAUCAAAUUUAUUUAGCUAGCACUUUAAAAACAACAUCCAGCUGACCAAAGUACUUUACAUGGCAGAAUAAAAUCACAAUAAAUGACUAAAAUAGAGUAAAUAAGAUCAGUGCACAUAAAAAUAAAACCGCACAAUAACACACAGUUUAACAUACGUUAAGAUUUUUAUGUAAGAUCAUCAGGAAGAAACUUUGUUUUUAUGUAGCUGAUCGAUUUAUUGAUUAUAAUGGAAUUCUAUCUGCAGCGUGAGACACGUGUAGAAAACGCUUCUAAGGGCGUUUCCAGUGUGUUUUACCAGUACACCUUAAACAAACAAACAAAAAAAAGAAGCAAGCAACCAGUUCUUUCAGGUUGGAUUAUGGUUAGCAAUUACGUGUCAGCAGCAAAGGAUUGUUCUAAAUUAAAUUAGGUGCGACUGUGGUUCAGUGGGUAGAGCAGUCGUCUCCCGACUGGAGGGCCAGAGCUGGCGCCGCAGAUGGCUGUCAUCGGUUCUGUACCGGAAACAAAUUCCUUGUGUGUAACAUACUGGGCCAAAUAAAGGUGAUUAGGUUCUAAUAAUAAAUGAGCCUUAUUGGUAAUGUAGACCUACUAAUGGUGCCUUUGGCUGCAAUGUAAACCUGUUCACUGUGCCCCCUUACACAAGUAUCUGAGUUUUAACUGUCUUGGCACUGGAGUGCUUUGGUCUGAAGAUAGCUGGCUGAAGCAGUGGAAAUUAGCCCAAGAUGAUGGUGAUCUAAAAAAAAAUGUUGUAGUAGCAGCAUCUGAAAUCAAAAAGACAAAUUAAAUAUUCAUCACUACUAAUAUGAUGAAACAAUCUAAGAGCCCAAGUCGGGAAUUGCAUUUGCACAAUCAGUCUGUAAAAUAAAAUACACUUAGAUGACUGGAAUGCAUUGCAGGCAGAUAUUUAUUCAGAACUUCCUUACACAUUUAUGAUAAUCAAAAGAAAUUUAAAUCGGUAGUAGACACACAAAAUGAACAAGACUGCAUGUGUUAUCUUGGGUGCAUUUUGCUUUGUAGCAGUUUACAAUCUAUUUUUAAUUUAGAUCAUAUGAUGUAUGCACUGCAGUUCUUUUGUACAUGAUUUGACUUAGGUAGCUGUUUUCUACUUUCUACUUCAUUUAAGAAAGCUGUGUUACUGGAUAAGAUAUUAUUUAACAUGGUGGUGUCCAUCAGGGGGUGUUAUCCCAGAUGAUUCUUAACUUAUUUGUGUUGUUAUGUAAUAAUAUUUUAGUUGACAACUUAAAACACAACAGUGUACAAUUCUGUGUAAUUUGUAUUAUAUGUUCUUGAUGAUGUUUCGCCUUGUUAUGUUUCAGUGGACACGUCAGAAUGACUGCUGUUACAUACAGCAUUUACUUUUGUAAACUUUUCAGUUUUUGAGAAAGUGCUGUUGUUGAUAGCUGACACAGUGUGUAGGCACUAUUGAGUGUUAUCCCCUUCCUUAAAAGCAAAGAUUGUGGCACAGCCAUCAACAUACUUGGGGUAGAGGAGCACAUCAAUGUUUGCUUCUAGAAUAAUUGUAUAUGUUGCUGAAGAGCUGCUCCAGCUGCUUCAUAGUUACUCAUAUUGUCAGACCCACGCAAUGUUGUGAUGAAGCACAACUAACAAUUGAUGGAAAUGUCUAUAAGUGAUUAUACAGCUCAUAUGUACUUGUUCACACCUCUACAUGCAUAGUAUCAAGCAGACAAAUGUACCUUCUCACUAAAUUUCUUCACAGCACACUGUAACAUCUUUGCACUUUAUACUUUUCUCCUUGUGGUCUGGUUAGGUUUUAACUGACAUGUUGGAGCAGUGGAUUUAAUUGAGCUCUUUAGUCUUCUACUUAAAAGGUGUGUUUGAACAGCAUUACAGUGUCCACUCCUGUAUCUCAUUAUUGUUUCUCUAAUGGUGUUCUUCAUGUAUUUCAAACGGUAUUAAAUCAUUCAGAAAUC
Monopterus albus (swamp eel) is the source of this 3785-nucleotide messenger RNA. RefSeq names its product BRO1 domain and CAAX motif containing (gene brox). Lineage: Eukaryota; Metazoa; Chordata; Actinopteri; Synbranchiformes; Synbranchidae. The transcript has 13 exons. The record is from RefSeq and is a predicted model, not a curated record. The coding region runs from base 147 to 1379 and encodes 410 amino acids.